UUUAAAAGACUUUAACAUUAUGGAAGAAGCCGGUGGAGUUGGCAAGGGAAUUACUCGGGACUUUAACGUUGAUGUUAAUGAUAGCACCUUGCAAAUCCACUUAUCAUGGGCAGGAAAAGGAACUAAUGCAGUCCCUAUGAGAGGUGUAUAUGGACCUCUUAUAUCUGCUAUCACUGUGACCCCAAACUUUAAAAUUCCUUCGAAUCGGUUGUCUGCCGGAGCAAUUGUUGGAAUUGUGAUUGGAUCAUUGGCCCUUGUUUUGCUGAUACUUUUUGUCCUUUGGAAGAUGGGUUACAUUUUUCGGAAAGAUCAAACAGACAAAGGUAAGAUUUUAGUUCUAAGUAAAUAAAACAUUUUCAUGGUUGAACCAUGGACCGCUUUAUUUUCACUUCUUGUUCCUGAGUAAACCACUUAUCUUAUUGCAGAACUCCUAGAAUUGAAAACAGGUUAUUUCAGUUUGAGACAAUUAAAGCUGCUACUAAUAACUUCGAUCCAGAAAAUAAGAUAGGUGUCAUACCCCAAAAUUUGCCCAUCAAUAGUUCAAGACAUUUUUCAGGGGCAUUCCGACUCAUU
Messenger RNA from Lathyrus oleraceus (garden pea), 573 nucleotides. RefSeq names its product probable LRR receptor-like serine/threonine-protein kinase At1g53430. The coding region runs from base 20 to 349 and encodes 109 amino acids. The transcript is spliced from 2 exons. NCBI's taxonomy places the organism in Eukaryota, Viridiplantae, Streptophyta, Magnoliopsida, Fabales, Fabaceae. The record is from RefSeq and is a predicted model, not a curated record.